AGUAACAUCUGUUGAUAGCUGCUAUGCUAACCUACCUAGCCGCUCGUUCUGUCUGACUGUGUUGCCAGUUUAUCGAUUGAACGACGAGGCUAGCUGGUUACCAGUUCACCCAGUGGAGGACCAACCAUAGCGCUGCUGUGAACGUAAUGACUCACCCAUAUUUAGAGGUCAGGUGGUAUUCUUAGCAUUAGCCUGUGUGCCAAGCCAAAGUCCGACAGGCAGACAUGGAGACUCGGGGGAUUGAGGACAUGUUUGACUUUCGUCGGUUUCCCAAAGAUGCCGUGGCUCUCCUGCUGUUGCUCAUCUACUCCCCAGUUGGCGUUUGUUUGAUGCUGAUGCGGAUUUUUAUCGGCGUUCACGUUUUCCUGGUCAGCUGCGCAAUCCCAGAUAGCUUUGUGCGGAGGUUCGUUGUCAGGGUCAUGUGCUCGGUCCUCGGGAUGCACGUGCGACAGAGAAAUCCUCGCUCCCGGGAUAAAAACACCAAGCUCUGCGUAUGCAAUCAUGUGACAGAGUUUGACCACAAUAUUAUCAACCUCCUGACCCCCUUCAAUACUCCCCAGCUGGAGGGCUCCACGGGCUUCAUGUGUUGGGCCCGGGGCUUCAUGGAGAUCCACUCGGCCUCCAGCCAGGAAGCGGUAGGAGAGUCUCUCCAGAGGUACUGCUCUGCUGACGGUGCCCCGCCUUUACUCGUCUUUCCUGAAGAAGACACCACCAACGGCCGCGCCGGUCUGCUCAAGUUCAGCUCGUGGCCUUUCACACUGACUGAAUCUAUCCAACCUGUGGCCUUACGGGUGUCCAGACCUCUGCUUUCUUUGAGCACAGUAGAGUCCAGCUGGCUAACAGACCUCCUGUGGACAUUUUUCUCUCCAUGUACAGUGUAUCAUGUAAGUUGGCUCCCACCAGUUUCCAGACAAGAUGGUGAAUCUACGCAGGAGUUUGCCAACAAAGUCCAAGAGCUUCUCGCUAUUGAACUGGGGCUGGUCUCCACCAAGAUUACUAAAGCAGAUAAAGCAGAGCACAUUAAGAGGAAAAGACAUUCAGUACCACAAACGACUACAAGUGCCACAUCUGGCUCCAUCGGGCUGGGCUUCAUGGCCCAGAGUCUGGGCUCAGAUGACCACCGGAUCGCUAAGAUGGCCCAGCAGGUGAAGGAUGUGCUGCCACAUGUCCCAAUCAGUGUCAUUACAAAGGAUUUAGCUAAAACCAACUGUGUUGACACCACGAUAACAAACCUGCUAGAGAAUAGAGAGGAAGUGUCGAUGGAAGCUACUGGGACGUCAACAUACGGAGCCUCCAGGAUCAGCUCCUUUCCUUCUGGAUCCUCUCCUGCCAUAAAGCCUGCUGCCAAAGCGUUUGGGAGAUCGCCAGCUGACAGACACAUGUCUCUCCAGCAAAGAAAAGAGGCGUUGUAUAAUUAUGCGAGAAGACGUUACAUGGAGAAGCACGGACUGGACCUGGAAGAUGGCCACUGAACAAAACGUCGGAUGGUUGGAAACUGGUUGGAGGGAGGGAAGCAUCUUCAAGCUGUCCUGCUGUCUACUUUUGAAAAGUGAUUUUUAUUUUCUAUCAACCCCGUCGAGCUGGAAAAGGAAAAACAAAAAAAAAACUAAACUGGUUUUGUUAUCCGCAAAUAAUGGCAACAAAGUAUUCAGAACAUGUAUACAUUCAUUGAAUGGUGAUUUUAUGCAUGUGUUUAAUUCUUCAUCCUGGCUGAGACAUAAUUUUGAUAACGGUUUGUAUAACAAUCCACUGACUGUAAAUCAUCUAUUUAUUUUUAUAAUGUCAGAGUUGUUGAUGAAAAUAAAGUUCAGCUUGACCUUG
Molecule: messenger RNA, 1821 nt
Organism: Xiphophorus couchianus (Monterrey platyfish)
Lineage: Eukaryota; Metazoa; Chordata; Actinopteri; Cyprinodontiformes; Poeciliidae
Gene: aup1
Product: AUP1 lipid droplet regulating VLDL assembly factor
Exons: 12
Coding region: 225-1472 (415 amino acids)
Biological process (GO): ERAD pathway
Cellular component (GO): endoplasmic reticulum membrane
Molecular function (GO): ubiquitin binding
Source: RefSeq, a predicted model, not a curated record